AAUCCCCCUUUUCUAUGGUUUAGGGUUUUGGCCCUUUUUUUUUUCCUUUGAAAUUUCUCACUUUCAGACGAUAAAACGAAAAGAAAUUGAAAGUCCGGUAGCAUUUGAAGCAAUUUUGGCGGUUCAGAACAUGCAAUUUCUCCGUCGACGACGACGACCAUGAUUGAGAAGGCCAGUAAGAAGCAGAAGAAAGGCUCCGUCAGCGAAGAAGACGUUGUCUCUCUCUUACAAAGCAGGUACACGGCAACAACGGUGCUGACACUGCUUAACGAAGUAGCGAACUGUACGGACGUGAAGAUUGAUUGGAAUGUGUUGGUGGAGAAAAGUUCGACUGGGAUUUCGAAUGCCAGCGAGUACCAGAUGCUCUGGCGUCACUUAGCUUAUCGCCACAGUUUCCUUGAGAAAUUCGAGGAUGGGGCUCAACCUUUGGAUGAUGAUAGUGACUUAGAAUAUGAAUUGGAAGCUUCUCCUGUUGUUAAUAAUGAAACUUCAAAUGAGGCUGCAGCUUGCGUGAAGGUGUUGAUUGCAUCUGGUUUACCAAGUGACACCAACCCGAGUGGAUCAACAAUUGAGGCACCAUUGACCAUAAAUAUACCUAAUGGCCAGCCUUCGGGAGCUUUAGAACAACCAAGUUGUUCCACACAAGGAACAAACAUUAUAGUUCCAGUGUCCGUUCAGAAGCAACCUGCACCUGCAGUAACAGUUGUGGAACCUUUAGACACAAAUGGAUCAGCUUCUGGAAACUUGCUUAAAAGGAAGAGAAAACCAUGGUCAGAGGCUGAGGAUUUGGAGUUGAUUGCUGCUGUUCAAAAAUGUGGGGAAGGGAAUUGGGCAAAUAUUUUAAGAGGAGACUUCAAGGGGGACAGAACUGCCUCACAGCUAUCUCAGAGGUGGGCCAUUAUUAGGAAGCGACAUGGAAACUUGAAUCUGGGAAGCAGCUCAAAUGGUACGCAACUCUCUGAAGCACAGCUGGCAGCUCGUCAUGCAAUGUCCCUAGCUCUGAAUAUGCCAGUUAAAAACUUAACAGCUAAUACAAUAAGCCACGCUGGAACAACUGCCCUUAAUAACUCAAUGGGAACAAAUUCCACCAAUAAAUCUGCCGGAACAAAUGCAGCUGCUGGUGGCAACAGCUCUUUACAAUUACAAAAUCAGUCUCAAGAAAACCUUGCAUCGAAGGAAUCCCCAGUUGGGUCAUUGGGUCCCAUCACAAAAGCUAGAAUACCCAUGAAAAAACCUCUAGUGAAGUCUACUCCCAGUUCAGAUGCCAUGGUAAGAGCCACCGCGGUUGCUGCUGGGGCACGCAUUGCUUCUCCAUCAGAUGCUGCAUCAUUGCUCAAGGCUGCUCAAGCAAAGAAUGCUAUCCAUAUUAGGCCCACAGGCAGCGGUUCCAUUAAAUCUUCAAUGCCUGGUGGCCUGCCCGCCCCGUCGGAGGCUCAUCCUAAUGUACAUUAUAUCCGCACGGGCCUGGCAUCUGCGCCAGUUUCCAACUAUGCUGCUGCCACACCUAGUGUUCCGUGCCCUGCUUCUGUUAAGUCCAUCUCAUCGCCAGUUCAACAGACUCCAACUUCAAAUGGCACAUCCCUAGAUGUGUCAUCUAAGCAGAAAAAUUAUGUGAGUUGUACUCCAGCACAUGAACUUCCUUUGAAGCAAGAGGCUAAGACAGUAGAAGAAAUAAAAGUUCCUGCGUCGGGGUCUGCUGCAAAACAGCAAAUCCAAGGAGAUGGAGCAUGUGUCUCAGCAAAUUCUCAGGAUGGUUUAGUCCAAGAUAAUAAAGUGGCUGCACCAGAUCCCGAUGCUGAGUUGAAAGGUACUUCUGAUGUUGGUAAACCAGUUAGUACAUUGAAUGAGAGGACAGCAGAAAAUGAUCGACUUAUUGUUGACAUCAAAUUUAAAGAUAGGGAAAGUGAAAAAGGUAAUGAGAUAAUAAGUUCCCUUGUUGGAGCAGGUGAGAAUAGUGAACACCAAAACAUAUAUAAGAUGCAGGAAGAUCAUGCAGUUGGAGAAAAUGUUGAGCCCCAAAACAUUGAUAAAAUGCAAGAUCUUGCAGUUGGGGAAAAUGGUGAGCCCCAUAAAAUAGAUAAGAUGCAGGAAGAUCAUGCAGUUGGGAUAAUAAGUUCCCUUGUUGGAGCAGGUGAGAAUAGUGAACACCAAAACAUAGAUAAGAUGCAGGAAGAUCAUGCAGUUGGAGAAAAUGGUGAGCCCCGAAACAUUGAUAAAAUGCAAGAAGAUCUUGCAGUUGGGGAAAAUGGUGAGCCCCAUAAAAUAGAUAAGAUGCAGGAAGAUCAUGCAGUUGGGAAAAACGGUGAGGCCCCAAACACUGAUAAGAUGCAGGAAGAUUGUGCAGUUGGGAAAAACGGUGAGGCCCCUAACACUGAUAAGAUGCAGGAUGAUCAUACGUCUGAGAAAAAUGGUGAGCACCAAAACAUAGAUAAGAUGCAGGAUGAACAUACGGCUGAGAAAAAUGGUGAGCCCCAAAACAUAGAUAAAGAUCUUGCAGUUGGGAAAAGUGGUGAGCCCCAAAACAUAGAGAAGAUGCAGGAAGAUCAUGCAGUUGGUAACGAUGGUGAGGCCCAAAACACGAAUAAGGUGCAGGAGGAUCAUGCAGUUGAGGAAAAUGUUGAGGCCCAAAAUAUAGAUAAGAUGCAGGAAGAUCUUCCGAGCACGACGGCAGAUGGAUCCAGUCGGAAAUCGGAGAAUUCGUGCAAAGAAGCAAGCAAUGAGAUUUAAAUUUUAAGGGGGCAAGAGGCGUCAAGGGUAUAUUGCUCAAAUUAACACUUGUUUUUUGUUUCCUCUAAUUUUUUAGGAAUUAGGAAUAUUGUAAAUUUGGAUGGUAAAGAAUCUGGUGGGAAUUAAAGGAUUGAUUACUAUCUUUGUCAAAUUAUGUAAAUUAUUCGGCUGUUUC
This is a messenger RNA of Morus notabilis, 2902 nucleotides long. RefSeq lists its product as uncharacterized. The transcript has 6 exons. Lineage: Eukaryota; Viridiplantae; Streptophyta; Magnoliopsida; Rosales; Moraceae. The record is from RefSeq and is a predicted model, not a curated record. The coding region runs from base 160 to 2727 and encodes 855 amino acids.